This is a messenger RNA of Olea europaea var. sylvestris, 1436 nucleotides long. RefSeq names its product probable serine/threonine-protein kinase PBL23. The transcript is spliced from 5 exons. The record is from RefSeq and is a predicted model, not a curated record. Lineage: Eukaryota; Viridiplantae; Streptophyta; Magnoliopsida; Lamiales; Oleaceae. Bases 191 to 1381 code for a protein of 396 amino acids. Gene Ontology annotation, molecular function: ATP binding; protein kinase activity. Gene Ontology annotation, biological process: protein phosphorylation.
AAAAUGACUCUCUCUCUUUAGGGUGAAGGUAAAAUUUCCCUUGUUAUGAGAUUCUGAGUCAGGAUUCAAUUCAAAAUUAUGAUUCUCUCAUUUUUCUGAAAAGAAGAUAAACAUUCAUACUCAUUUUUGAGAUUUAUGUUUUUGUUGUCUCGAAUGGUUGAGGUGUGAUAGAAUAAGAACUUAAACGACGAUGAGCUGUUUUUCAUGUUGCAUGCCACAAGAGAAAAUCGAGAAAAAGCUCUCGAAGAAGAGCAUUCAAGAUUACAAGGACAACAAAUCCUUGGCCUCCUUUGCUAAUAUCUCCUACAAAUCUGAUAGCAGCAGGAGAAGGUAUAUAACCGAAGAAAUAGAAAAAUUCGGAAAGGGGAAUAUUUCUUCUCAAAUAUUUACGUUUCAUGAGUUGAGUGUUGCCACUCAGAACUUCAACCCUGAGACUUUGAUCGGUGAAGGCGGUUUUGGGAGGGUGUACAAAGGCCACAUUGAAAGCAAAAAAACAGAUGUUGCAGUCAAGAAACUAGACAGAAAUGGUUUCCAAGGGAAUCGUGAAUUCCUUGUGGAAGUUAUGAUUUUGAGUCUUCUUCACCACCCUAACCUUGUUAAUUUAGUCGGAUAUUGUUCUGAUGGUGACCAGAGAAUAUUGGUCUACGAGUACAUGCCCAAUGGUUCACUCGAGGAUCAUCUCCUAAAUAUAGGCCCGGACAAAAAACCUCUUGAUUGGAACACGAGGAUAAAAGUUGCAGCAGGAGCCGCAAAAGGACUUGAAUAUUUGCAUGAGACAGCUUAUCCUCCUGUGAUUUACAGAGAUUUUAAAGCAUCCAAUAUACUUUUAGAUGAGAGCUUCAACCCAAGGCUUUCUGAUUUUGGCCUUGCCAAGCUAGGUCCUACUGGUGACAAAACACACGUUUCUACCAGGGUGAUGGGAACCUAUGGUUAUUGUGCACCCGAGUACGCGUCCACAGGUCAGUUGACUACGAAGUCAGACGUGUACAGCUUUGGGGUCGUGUUUUUGGAGUUAAUCACUGGUCGGAGAGUCAUUGAUAAUUCAAGACCAAGUGAGGAGCAAAACUUAAUUACUUGGGCACAACCUUUGUUCAAAGACAAGAAAAAGUUCCAUUUGAUGGCGGAUCCAUUGCUUGAGGGAAAUUACCCAGAAAAGGCUCUCUGUCAAGCUCUUGCAGUUGCAGCUAUGUGUCUCCAAGAGGAAGCUUCUACACGCCCUUUGAUCAGCGACGUUGUAACUGCUCUAGAGUAUCUAUCUGUAGGCAAGAGCCAAGCUGAAAAUGAAGAAGAAGCACGAGAAUCAUCUGCAGAAAAAUGUAGUACAGAAAAUACUGAAAAUAAUUCACCAGAUGAUAACUCGAGAGAGAGUAAAAUAGUGUAAAAAUCAAUAUAACAUUAUUCUGUACCAUUGUGUUGCAUAUUCUGUUGCAUACCAA